Budorcas taxicolor (takin) is the source of this 6166-nucleotide messenger RNA. RefSeq names its product transcription factor 20 (gene TCF20). The coding region runs from base 31 to 5928 and encodes 1965 amino acids. The record is from RefSeq and is a predicted model, not a curated record. Lineage: Eukaryota; Metazoa; Chordata; Mammalia; Artiodactyla; Bovidae. Gene Ontology annotation, biological process: regulation of transcription by RNA polymerase II. The transcript has 5 exons. Gene Ontology annotation, cellular component: nucleus.
UGCUGGCCUGCUGCUGCGCUGCUGAGCAGUAUGCAGUCCUUCCGGGAGCAAAGCAGUUACCACGGGAACCAGCAGAGCUACCCCCAGGAGGUGCACGGCUCAUCCCGGAUAGAGGAGUUCAGCCCUCGCCAGGCCCAGAUGUUCCAGAAUUUUGGGGGUGCUGGUGGUGGCAGCGGCGGCAGCAGCAGCGGUGGUGGACGACGAGCAACGGCGGCGGCGGCGGCCGCGAUGGCCAGCGAGACCUCUGGCCAUCAGGGCUACCAGGGCUUCAGGAAGGAGGCUGGAGACUUCUACUACAUGGCAGGCAACAAGGACCCCGUGGCCGCAGGAACCCCGCAGCCUCCUCCGCGAAGGCCUUCCGGGCCGGUGCAGAGCUACGGACCCCCCCAGGGGAGCAGCUUUGGCAAUCAGUAUGGCAGUGAGGGUCACGUGGGCCAGUUUCAAGCACAGCACUCUGCCCUUGGCGGUGUGUCUCAUUACUCACAGGAUUACACGGGGCCGUUCUCUCCGGGGAGCGCUCAGUACCAGCAGCAGCCUUCCAGCCAGCAGCAGCAGCAGCAGCAGCAGCAGCAGCAGCAAGUGCAGCAGCUGCGACAGCAGCUCUACCAGUCCCAUCAGCCCCUGCCGCAGGCCGCCAGCCAGCCGGCGUCCGGUGCCUCCCACCUGCAGCCCAUGCAGCGGCCCUCAGCUCUGCCGGCCUCGGCUGCCGGCUACCAGCUGAGAGUGGGGCAGUUCGGCCAGCACUACCAGUCUUCUGCCACCGCCGCCGCCUCCUCCUUUCCAUCGCCGCAGCGUUUCAGCCAGUCCGGGCAGAGCUACGAUGGCAGUUACAGUGUGAACGCUGGAUCACAGUAUGAAGGGCAUAACGUGGGCUCCAAUGCACAGGCUUACGGAACACAAUCCAAUUACAGCUAUCAGCCUCAAUCUAUGAAGAAUUUCGAACAGGCCAAGAUUCCACCAGGGACCCAGCAGGGACAGCAGCAGCAACAGCAGCAGCAGCAGCAGCAGCAGCACCCCCCUCAGCACGUGAUGCAGUAUUCCAACGCCGCCACGAAGCUACCCCUGCAAAGCCAGGUCGGGCAGUACAGCCAGCCCGAGGUUCCCGUGAGGUCCCCCAUGCAGUUUCACCAGAACUUCAGCCCCAUCUCUAACCCUUCCCCAGCUGCCUCUGUGGUUCAGUCUCCAAGCUGUAGCUCUACCCCGUCUCCUCUCACGCAGAGCGGAGAGAAUCUCCAGUGUGGGCAAGGCAAUGUGCCAAUGGGCUCCAGAAACAGAAUCCUGCAGUUAAUGCCUCAGCUCAGCCCAACCCCAUCGAUGAUGCCCAGUCCCAACUCUCACGCUGCGGGCUUCAAAGGGUUCGGGCUGGAAGGGGUGCCUGAAAAGCGGCUGACCGAUCCCGGCUUGAGUAGUUUGAGUGCCCUGAGUACUCAGGUGGCCAACCUUCCUAAUACGGUUCAGCACAUGCUACUUUCCGACGCCCUGACCCCUCAGAAGAAGACCUCCAAGAGGCCUUCCUCGUCAUCCAAGAAAACAGACAGCUGCCCCAACUCGGAAGGCUCCUCACAGGCCGAGGAGCAGCUGAAGUCCCCGAUGGCAGAGUCGCUGGAUGGAGGCUGCUCCAGCAGUUCUGAGGAUCAAGGCGAGAGGGUGAGGCAGCUGAGCGGCCAGAGCACAAGCUCGGACACCACCUACAAGGGCGGGGCCUCGGGAAAGGCAGGCUCCUCACCAGCACAGGGCGCUCAGAACGAAGCCCCCCGACUCAGCACCAGUCCCGGAGCCCGAGAAGAGACCGCCUCGCCGGGUACCAAGGACACACCACUGUCAUCUGAGGGCAACCCGAAAGCCAACGAGAAGGCAGUCGGGGUGAUUGUCUCCCGGGAAGCCAUGACAGGCCGGGUGGAAAAGCCUGGGGGGCAGGACAAGGGCUCCCAGGAGGAGGAUCCUGCAGCCACACAGAGGCCGCCCAGCACCGGGGGGGCAAAGGAAACCAGCCACGCAUCACUUCCACAGCCAGAGCCGCUGGGAGGAGGCAGUAAAGGAAACAAGAGCGGAGACAGUAACUCCAACCACAACGGGGAAGGGAAUGGCCAGACCGGGCACCCCGCAGGGGGCUCUGGUUUCACAGGCAGGACUGAGCCCAGCAAAUCUCCUGGAAGCCUGCGCUAUAGUUACAAAGACAGUUUUGGGUCAGCCGUACCGAGAAACAUGAGCAGCUUUGCUCAGUAUCCUACAGGACAAGAUAAAGGGGACUUCACCAGCCACGGGGAGCGAAAGGGUAGAAAUGAGAAGUUCCCCAGCCUCCUGCAGGAGGUGCUUCAGGGUUACCACCACCACCCCGACAGGAGGUACUCCCGGAGUUCUCAGGAGCACCAGGCUAUGGCUGGCAGCCUCGAAGGAGCCACAAGGCCUAACGUCUUAGUGAGUCAGACCAAUGAGUUAGCUAGCAGGGGCCUUCUAAACAAAAGCAUUGGGUCCCUGUUAGAAAACCCCCACUGGGGUCCAUGGGAAAGGAAGUCAAGUGGCACAGCUCCUGAGAUGAAACAGAUCAAUUUGGCUGACUAUCCAAUUCCCAGAAAGUUUGAAAUAGAGCCUCCAUCAUCAGCCCAUGAGCCCGGGGGUUCCCUCUCUGAGAGAAGAUCAGUCAUCUGUGACAUUUCUCCACUAAGACAGAUUGUCAGAGACCCAGGGGCUCACUCGCUAGGACACAUGGGCGCCGACACCAGACUCGGGAGGAAUGAGCGUCUCAAUCUCAGUUUAAGUCAGUCAGUCAUUCUUCCAGGUGGGCUGGUGUCCAUGGAAACAAAGCUGAAAUCCCAGAGUGGGCAGAUAAAAGAGGAGGACUUUGAACAGUCCAAGUCCCAAGCUAGUUUCAACAACAAGAAAUCAGGAGACCACUGCCACCCUGCUAGCAUCAAGCACGAGUCCUACCGAGGCAAUGCCAGCCCUGGAGCGGCGACCCACGAUUCCAUCUCAGACUACGGCCCGCAGGACAGCAGACCCACACCAAUGCGGCGAGUCCCCGGCAGAGUUGGCGGUCGGGAGGGCAUGAGGGGUCGGUCCCCUUCUCAGUAUCAUGACUUUUCAGAAAAGUUGAAGAUGUCCCCUGGGAGGAGCAGAGGCCCAGGGGGCGACCCUCAUCACAUGAACCCACACAUGACCUUCUCCGAGAGGGCCAACAGGAGUUCUUUGCACGCCCCCUUUUCUCCCAAUUCAGAAAGCCUGGCCUCUGCUUAUCACACAAACACACGUGCUCAUGCUUAUGGGGACCCCAGUGCAGGUUUGAAUUCCCAGCUCCAUUACAAGAGACAGAUGUACCAACAGCAGCAAGAGGAAUAUAAGGACUGGGGCGGCAGUUCUGCUCAGGGAGUGAUCGCUGCGGCUCAGCACAGGCAGGAGGGGCCCCGCAAGAGUCCACGGCAGCAGCAGUUUCUUGACCGAGUCCGGAGCCCCCUGAAGAAUGACAAAGAUGGCAUGAUGUACGGCCCACCGGUGGGGACGCACCAUGACCCCAGCGGCCAGGACGGCGGGCGCUGCCUCAUGUCCAGUGAUGGCCUUUCUAACAAAGGCAUUGAACUGAAGCACAGCUCCCAGAAGUUACAGCAAGAAUCUUGCUGGGAUCUCUCUCGGCAGACUUCUCCAGCCAAAAGCAGCGGCCCCCCAGGAAUGUCCAGUCAGAAAAGGUACGGACCACCCCACGAGACUGACGGACAUGGGCUCACGGAGUCUACGCAGUCAUCCAAACCGAGUAACGUUAUGCUGAGACUUCCAGGUCAAGAGGAUCAUUCUUCUCAAAACCCCUUAAUCAUGAGGAGGCGUGUCCGUUCUUUUAUCUCUCCCAUUCCCAGUAAGAGACAGUCACAGGACGUGAAGAACAGCAACACUGAAGAUAAAGGGCGCCUCCUUCACCCGUCAAAAGAAGGCACUGACAAAGCGUACAAUUCCUAUGCCCAUCUUUCUCACAGUCAGGAGAUCAAGUCCAUCCCUAAGAGGGAGUCCUCCAAGGACCUUCCAAGUCCAGAUAGUAGGAACUGCCCCGCGGUUACCCUUACAAGUCCUGCUAAGACCAAAAUCCUGCCCCCGAGGAAAGGCCGGGGGUUGAAACUGGAAGCUAUCGUCCAGAAGAUCACAUCCCCAAACAUUAGGAGGAGUGCGUCCUCGAACAGCGCAGAGGCCGGGGGAGACACGGUUACUCUUGACGACAUCCUGUCUUUGAAAAGCGGCCCUCCGGAAGGUGGGAGCGGUGCUGUUCCGGACGCUGAGCUGGAGAAGAGAAAAGGCGAGGUGAUAGCUGAGCUGGCCUGUCCCGCAAGCCAGGAGCUGAGCGGAGAAAAGCCUCUGGCCCGGUCUUCGGAGGAGUGGCGCGGUGGUGGGGAUGACAAGGUGAAGGCGGAGACGCACCCUGACGCAGUCGCCGCUGGGAAGGAGCCCCCUGGUGCCAUGGCAUCCGCAACCUCACAGAAGCCUGGGAGUAACCAGGGGAGACCAGACGGGCCCCUGGGCGGGACAGCACCUUUAACCUUUCCUGACUCGAAGAGCGCACCUCCAGUGGGCACGCUGGCUCCCGAGGCAAACCCCAAGGCUGAAGAGAAAGAGAGCGAUGCCGUGACGAUUUCCCCCAAACAGGAGGGCUUCCCCCCGAAGGGUUACUUCCCCUCAGGAAAGAAGAAAGGGAGACCCAUUGGUAGCGUGAAUAAGCAGAAGAAACAGCAGCAGCCCCCACCGCCACCCCCACAGCCCCCUCAGAUACCAGAGGGCUCUGCUGAUGGAGAGCCAAAGCCGAAAAAGCAGAGGCAGCGGAGGGAGCGCAGGAAGCCCGGGGCGCAGCCCAGGAAGCGGAGGGCCAAGCAGGCCGCGCCCAUCGUAGAGCCCCAGGAGCCGGAGAUCAAGCUGAAGUACGCCACCCAGCCCCUGGACAAAACCGACGCCAAGAACAAGUCUUUUUUCCCUUAUAUCCACGUAGUAAAUAAGUGUGAACUUGGAGCCGUGUGUACAAUCAUCAACGCCGAGGAGGAGGAGCAGACCAAAUUGGUGAGGGGGAGGAAGGGCCAGCGGUCCCUGACGCCUCCGCCCAGCAGCACCGAGAGCAAGGUUCUCCCAGCCUCGUCCUUCGUGCUGCAGGGCCCCGUGGUGACAGAGUCUUCUGUGAUGGGGCACCUGGUUUGCUGUCUGUGUGGCAAGUGGGCCAGUUACCGGAACAUGGGCGACCUCUUUGGACCCUUUUACCCCCAAGAUUAUGCAGCCACUCUCCCCAAGAAUCCACCUCCCAAGAGGGCCGCGGAAACGCAGAGCAAGGUGAAGGUCCGGCACAAAAGCGCUUCGAACGGCUCCAAGACGGACACUGAGGAGGAGGAAGAGCAGCAGCAGCAGAAGGAGCAGAGGAGCCUGGCUGCGCACCCCAGGUUUAAGCGGCGACACCGCUCAGAAGACUGUGCCGGAGGCCCCCGGUCCCUGUCCAGGGGGCUCCCUUGUAAAAAAGCCACCACCGAGGGCAGCAGCGAAAAGACUGUUUUGGACUCAAAGCCCUCCGUGCCCACCACUUCAGAAGGUGGCCCCGAGUUGGAGUUACAAAUCCCUGAACUACCUCUCGACAGCAAUGAAUUUUGGGUCCACGAGGGUUGUAUUCUCUGGGCCAAUGGAAUCUACCUGGUCUGUGGCCGGCUCUAUGGCCUGCAGGAAGCGCUGGAAAUAGCCAGAGAGAUGAAAUGUUCCCACUGCCAGGAGGCAGGUGCCACCUUGGGCUGCUACAACAAAGGCUGCUCCUUCCGAUACCAUUACCCGUGUGCCAUUGACGCAGAUUGUUUGCUCCACGAGGAGAACUUCUCGGUGAGGUGCCCCAAGCACAAGCCUCCCCUCCCAUGCCCUGUCCCCCCCUUGCAGAACAAGACAGCGAAAGGCAGCCUCAGCACAGAGCAGUCGGAGCGGGGGUGAGGGGGGCAGUGUGCUCGUGGGAAUGGAAAGUACAGCAAGCACAGGUGAGACUGUGGAGAUGAGAAGGCGGUGGAUGCUCGUGAUGGAAUGGAAACGGUCCUCCUGUGCAGCCACGCCCCACCCCGCCCCACCCCGCGUGCCUGCCCGCGCCAGCACUUCCUUCCUAAGUCCUUACAUCACUCUCAAACCGGUGACACCACAGGAAAGAAAGGCCCAAGAAGUUGGAAUGGCUGUUUCC